AUGGGGAACAGUCAGUGCGUCCCCCAGGCUCCCCGGAGGCUCCGUGCCUCCUUCUCCAGGAAACCGUCGAUAAAGAGCACCAGAGAGGAUGGUUCGAGGAAGCUGGCCAGCCUGUUUGGCAACGAAGCUGGUCCUGAUGGGGACACGGCAGCUGACAAGAUCCUCUACUAUAUCCCGGGGAUGGACAUCCCAGGCCUGGAGGGCCAGCGAGAAGCCCUAGACCAGCCACUCCUGAGUGUAUUCAAGAAGGGGCGGCGGAAGGUGCCCGUGAGGAACCUGGGCAAGGUUCUGUACUACGCCAAGGUCCAGCUGCGAUUCCAGCACAGCCAGGACACCAGCGAUUGCUACCUGGAACUGUUCCCCUCCCACCUCUACUUCCAGGCCCAUGGCUCAGAUGGCCUCACAUUCCAGGGGCUGUUACCAUUGACAGAACUGAGCGUCUGCCCGGUUGAAGGGUCUGCAGAGCAUGCCUUCCAGAUCACAGGCCCACUGCCCGCCCCCCUCCUUGUGCUCUGCCCCAGCACCACCGAGCGCACCCGCUGGCUCUACCACCUAGAGAAACAGAUGGCCCUUGCUGGGGGGCUGCGGCGCUGCCACUCAGCACCCCCGCAGCUGACACAACUGCGGGUGGUGUCAGGACAGGAGUCAGGAGGGAAUGCCAUCUGUGCCUCGAGGGUCAAGCUGCAGCAUCUGCCCUCACAGGAGCUGUGUGACCGGCUCCUGGUUUUGUACCCGACCUCCUUGGCCAUCUUCUCUGAAGAACCAGAUGGGCUUAGCUUCAAGGGGGAGCUCCCAAUCAGCGCCAUUCACAUCAACCUAGAGGAGAAGGGGAAGCAAAUCCGCUCUUUCCUGAUCGAAGGUCGUUUUAUCAACUCCAUCCGUGUGGUAUGUGCCAGCUACGAGGACUAUGGCCACUGGGUGCUCUGUCUCCGGACCGCUGUCCUCAGGGACCGGGGCUCUGCCCUGCCAGGAGGGGCCAGCCACCCAGCUCACCCCCUCAAUGUCCAGGUUGUAGGUGGUGGUCGAGGCUCCCUCUCCUCGGAUGGACGGACCAGUUGGGGCUCUGGGUGUCCAGCACCCCCCUCCACCCGCACCAGUCACUCCCUCCCUGAGUCUACACUGCCACCCCCUGCAGUCUGCCAGGUCCAGCCUGGCGCCGACAAGGCUGAUCCAGGCUACGCCAGCAUCAGCCGACGGAGGUCAGAGCUGAGACGAGGGGGCAGCAGCAGGUCACCUAAGAACAAGGCCAAGGGUGGCCCAGCCACCCCACUGCACUUAGACCUGGACCUGACCAAGCUGAGCAGACUAAGCUUGGAGGGGGGCCCAGAUGACCCUUUGGAGCCGCCACACUCACCACUCUAUGCUGACCCCUACACCCCACCUGCCACCUCCCACCACAAGAUCACAGACGUCCGGGGCCUGGAUGAGUUCCUCAGUGCCAUGCACAGUGCCUCUGGACCAGAGCCAGCAAGUGUCUUCCCUGCUGUCCCUGUGUCUGUGCCCAUCUCUGACCCCAGCCCCCCCGGCCCUUCCAGCCCCCCUGGCCCCCACCUGCUCUCCAAGAAGGGGGUCCUGCAGGCUCGUGCCCCUCAGAGGUUACAAGGCUCCUUCAAGGGCCGGGGGCCAAGGCCCCCAGACUCCCCUCAGCUUGUCUCCACUUCGAGGGAAGGUUCACCUGUCUCCCAGCCUCCUCCUCCAGCUGGCUGCUCCCCCCGGAGGCGUGCAGGUCCUAGUUACAACAGUGCCUGGGAUGAGGCUGCAGCAUCCUCACGUCAGAAGUGGCCCCGGUCAGGUGCACCUGAGGCUGAAGGGGCCUUGACCCAGUGGAUCUGA
Messenger RNA from Chrysochloris asiatica (Cape golden mole), 1833 nucleotides. It is a transcript of the gene PLEKHN1, whose product is annotated as pleckstrin homology domain containing, family N member 1. Gene Ontology annotation, molecular function: cardiolipin binding; phosphatidylserine binding; phosphatidic acid binding. The transcript has 16 exons. Gene Ontology annotation, biological process: response to hypoxia; positive regulation of apoptotic process; 3'-UTR-mediated mRNA destabilization. Bases 1 to 1833 code for a protein of 610 amino acids. The record is from RefSeq and is a predicted model, not a curated record. NCBI's taxonomy places the organism in Eukaryota, Metazoa, Chordata, Mammalia, Afrosoricida, Chrysochloridae. Gene Ontology annotation, cellular component: cytoskeleton; mitochondrial membrane.